CACACACUGAAGUCAAAGGCCGCUCGAAAACCGCUCGAAUGGGUUGGCGGAGAGGAUUAAACCGAAACAAAAUAUGAUCUUUUGAUGGUUUAGAUUCACCCAAGCAAGCCUACCGUUGUACAAAUGGAGUGUUGAAGGUUUGUAGUCUGUGGUGAAGAUCAAAUAGCUACGCUGUAAACGAGUAUUCGUGGAUAUUUUAUUGUUUUUUUCUUUGGGACCUCUGUUUGCUGGUCUGCACGGUUUUAACAAGCUAGCGCUAGCCUCGAUUCUAGUGAGCUGCUGUUGAGCUGCGAUGGUCGUCGCGAGUUUAUGCGGAUGUCUCCGGACCAGACUAUAGUAAACCAACGGCAACAAAUGGGAUCAUCCAGCAUCGGCCGAAAACAUCGCGGCGUAGACUAAUCAUUACAGAUUCUUAUAAUUAUUUGACUUUGUGGAAAUUCAGACAGAGGAUUCUGUGGACUCUGCGGCGGCAGGUGUUUCUCUAGUUGGAUUUUAGCCCACUGACAUUCUCCCACAGCCAUGGAAUCGACGGUUGAUGACGAUGCAAUGGCAGCGUGAAUGAAGCUUGGCGUGGGGAGAGCUGAACGAUGCCCAAAGGUGGGGGUUCUAAAACCCCCCAGCUGGACCACUUCCCACUCAACACCGACAUGGUGGAAAAGCAGGGUGGGAAGAAGGAUAAAGUGUUGUCAAACAAGACUCCCAAAUUGGAUCGCAGUGAUGGGGUCAAAGAGAUGAAAGAAAAGGCCCCUAAAAGGAAGCUGCCCUUCACUGCUGGAGCUAAUGGAGACCAGAAAGAUUCUGACUCGGAAAAACCAGGUCCAGAGCGGAAGCGCAUUAAAAAGGAGCCCACCAACACCCGGAAGGCGGGCUUGCCGUUUGGAAUGGGGAUGCCAGGGAUCCGGGCUGGGUACCCCCUCUCUGAGCGGCAGCAGGUGGCCUUGCUCAUGCAAAUGACAGCUGAGGAGUCCGUCAACAGUCCAGACACAACACCAAAGCAUCAGUCACAGUCCAGUCUGGGUCAGAAGGGAACACCAAACUCUGCAUCUAAAACCAAAGACAAAGUGAAUAAACGGAAUGAGAGAGGAGAGACUCGGCUGCACAGAGCAGCAAUCCGCGGAGAGGUACGCCGCAUCAAGGAGCUCAUCAGUGAGGGAGCUGAUGUGAAUGUAAAAGACUUUGCAGGCUGGACUGCAUUGCAUGAGGCGUGCAACAGGGGGUACUAUGAUGUGGCUAAGCAGCUGCUGGCAGCCGGAGCAGAGGUCAACACCAAGGGUCUGGAUGAUGACACCCCUCUACAUGAUGCAUCCAACAACGGACAUUUCAAGGUGGUUAAGCUACUUUUGCGGUAUGGAGGGGACCCACGUCAAAGUAACAGGAGAGGUGAAACACCAUUGAAGGUUGCCAACUCUCCGACUAUGCUGAAUCUUUUGCUGGGGAAAGGCACCUACACCUCAAGUGAAGAAAGUUCAUCAGAAUCUUCAGAGGAGGAGGAUGCCCCCUCGUUUGCCCCUUCCAGCUCUGUCGAUGGCAAUAACACAGACUCUGAGUUUGAGAAGGGCCUGAAGUCGAAAGGGAAAACCGCCGACCCUCCGAAAUCUGCUGUCACACCCGUCAAAGAUGAAUACGAAUUUGACGAGGACGAUGAGGAGGAGCGUGUCCCUCCUGUUGACGAUAAACACCUCUUGAAAAAAGACUUCCGUAAGGAUCCGAUCAGCAAGGCCAACAGCUUCAUCUCCAUACCCAAGAUGGAGGUCAAAACCUAUUCCAAAAGCAACUCGCUCACACCAAAGAAAACUGUCAGGCGGAUCAUCUCUGACAGUAACAGUUCAGACGAGGAUGACAGGACGUUGUGUUUCACGCCAGCGCCUACGCCACGGCAACAAGCCCAGCAAACAAAUACAAAGACUAGAGACUCUGGCAGCAUGAGCUCUAAACAACAGAAAGACAAGAAUAAAGUCAAAAAGAAGCGGAAGAAGGAGAGUAAAAAUAACAUCAGUAAAGAAGUCAGGUUUGGCAAAGUCAAUGACAAAUUCUGUACAUCUGACUCUGAUUGUGGAGAUAUGGAGAGUGAGGAUGAUAAGGGCUCAAACAGUAUAAAGGACUCUUCUGCAGCGAGCCUGAAAGAAUCCCCUGGCUUUAAUGCAUCCUCCUCCUCCUCCCAUGGAAACUCGAACUCUCAGAAACAAGUACCAUCAUUAGCAGAACAGCAUCCAAAGCAGUGGAGGACAGAUGGCUGGAAGACUGUGUCAUCUCCUACAUGGUCAGACGUCAGUUCCCUCUCAGAUUCAGUCAGAACGAGACUUUCUAGUGAGUCUGACUACUCCUCUGCUGAUUCCAGUGUGGAGUCAAUAAAGCAAGUUAAGAGGAAAGCACAGGAGAACAAAAAGAAGAAUAACAAUGUGCACAGUAACACAGUAGAGAAGAAAAAUUCAGAGCUCUACAAAAACUCCAAUGCAGACAGUGCUGUCUCCAAAACAGAUGUAGAUGGCAAAGUGCUGAAAAAGCAUAAAGUGAAGCACAAGCACAAAAAUAAGGAAAAGGACAAAGCUCCGAGUCUAGUUCUUAAUCAGGACAUGAAUGAGAAAUUUGUCAAAAGCUAUUCUUUUGACUUUGAUGAUUCGAGGCAGAAGUCCCUAAUUGUUGAGUCAGAAUCGCCAGCGGAGAGCAAAGUCAAGUUAUCGAAACAUGACAAAGACCAUUCAAAAAAGGAGGACAGACUUUCGAAAAGCAAGUCUGAGGACAAGGACUGGUCAUCUGGAAAAGACCUGCAUCGAUCGACCAAGGAGGAGAAAAAUAAGAAAACAAAAGACUCCACCAAGGACAAGGCAAAUAAGGAGGAGAGGGAGAAGCCGGCAAAAUCUGACAAGGAGAGAAACGUGAAGGAGAAGGAGAAGCCCAAGGAGGAUAAACAAAAGGCUCACAAAGAGGAGAAAAAGAAAAAGUCCAAGGAGAAGUCAUCCUCCAAGGCAGACAGGAAAAGUGAGCAGAAAGAGGAAAAACAUCUAAAGGUGGACAAGGAGAAGAACACCAAGGAGGAGAAGGAGAAAUGUAAAAAAGACAAAUCACAGAAGGAAGAGUCUGAAUAUGAAGGCUAUGACGUCAAUAACCGCUUCCUCAACCUGGAGGACACAAAGCUCAGUGCCUCAGAUGACCAUCAUGACAGAUGGGGCUCUGAGAUGUCCUCUGACUCCUCCUACGGAGAUGACAGCUGGGAUGCUCCUGUAAAAGAGUACAAGGAAUACAAAGCAAACAACUCUGUUAAACUGAUUGUUGAGACUGUUAAGGAAGAGACAAGGAGAAAAGAAAACAAAGUCAAGGACAAGAAAUCAGAUCACAAUGAGAAAAGAUCAGAUAAAGAAGCCACCUCUAAGAAGAAAGAGAAAGACUCUUCGGAAAAGACAAAUGAAAAGAAAAAAGACUGGUCAGAAAAACAAAAAUUAAACUCCAGUCACACAGUUGAGAAAGAAAAGAAGCGGAAAGAGUCCACAGAAACAGUCAAAGACAAGAAAGACAAAGACUCUCUAGAAAACAGCCGAGACCGUAAAGACUCUUAUGAGUUCGUGAAGGAAAGGAAGGAUGUUAAAAUCAAGCAGGAAUCUAUAAGAGAUGAAUAUGGCACUGAUACCUUCUUCAAAGAAAUUGAUGCUGUCGGUAAAUCGUGUGACAUCAGAGAAAGAAACCACUCUGGAAAGGAGAAAGAAAAGAAGGCUGAGGGAGUGGAAAAGCGAGAGAAGACUAAAGCUGACAAGCACAAAGAGAAAAUAAAAGACAGAGGAGCUGAUCUGGAGAAGGAUAAGAGUGAGAAAAGCUCCACUGAAAAAACCGUCAAGGACAAGGAUGCAGACCGGAGCACCAAAGACAAGAAGGAGGGAGUCAAAGACAAACACAAAGAGUCUCAUGGCAAAGACAAAGAUCGAAAGAUGUCUUCAGAACAGACCAAGGACAAGAAAGAAAAGGCCUCUCAAGACAAACAUCCCGACAGGGAGAAGGAUUUCUUGGAGGUAAAGAAAGAGGAAAGAAAACCUGAAAAAAUCCGGGAGAAAACUUGGUACAAGAUCGCCGACAUAUUCACAGAUGAAAGCGAUGAUGAUGAAGACAGUUACAAUGGUGGUGUUGGACUAGUGUCCGAAUCCAUCAGAAAAGACUCAACACCUGAUCAGGAUGAGCUGGACCACUUCCCUUCUGAAAAAAUUAGAAAAUCUUCUGCAGAGGCUAAACAUAACACAGAAAAGGCGAAAGACAAAGAACACAAAGAAAAGAAGAAGGAAAAGGCCACAUUUGACACAGGUAAAGAGAGGAAAGGCUCCCUAGAGAAACACAACAAAGACAAAAAAGAUUCUGUAGAUGCAAAACAUAAGGAAAGGAAAGACAGGAUGUCAGUGGACUCAAACCAAGACAAGAAGAAUAAGCAGAAACUGUUGGACAAAAGGGACACCAGUGAGGAAAAGACGAAGAGCAAAUAUAAAGACAAGCUGGACCAUUCUAAGGAAAGGAAACUCUCAAAAGGCAGUGGUGAGAAUGAAAAGUCCCUCUUGGAAAAACUCGAGGAAGAAGCUAUGAAUGACUACAAGGAUGACUCCAACGACAAGAACAGUGAAAUCUCUUCAGAUAGUUUCACUGACCGAGGUCAUGAGCCAAUCCUCACUGCUUACUAUGACUCCAUCAGCCUGACCGAUGUGUCUGAGGACAGGAGAGACUCCCUGUCUAUAUCUACACCCCAGGACAAGUUCAGAGAGAAAGAGAGGCAUAGGCAUUCCUCUUCAUCUUCGUCCAAGAAAAGCCAUGACAAGGAGAAAGAAAAGGUCAAGAAGGACAAAGGAGACAAACGCGACAAGACAGAAGACAUCAGAGACUCCUACAGCCGCAGAGAGAGCCUACCUUUUGAGAAAGAGCCCAUGCCGCUAGAGGCAGACCCUUACACAUUCCCGUAUGGAGGUAAGGGAGAUGGUGAAGACGACUUUGAUAAAACAUUAGAAUUUGAAAAAGAGAUGUCCAAAAAGGACAAAGACAAAGCAACUGGUGUCAUCAGUGACAGAAUGAAGGACAAAAAGAAAAAGGAGAAACAUAAGGAAAAAAUUAAGGAAGAGAAGAAUAAGUACAUCGAUGGCUUUGGGUCACUCAAACACUCCAAAGAGGAUGUGAAGUCAGGGCUGAAGGAUAGCCCACAGGUCACUGUUCUGAAAGACAGAUCAAAAGAAGAUAGUCCUAAAUUUGAUAUGAAAAAAGAUAGAAAUCGAGAUACAUUGGACAAAGACAACAGAAUGGACCACAGUAAAUCUAAGGCUAAGGAUGAAAAUGAAAAGCUCUCUCAGUCAAAAGACACCGUGCGGAAGGAUAACCGUCCACGUGAAAAACUGUUGGUGGAUGGUGAUUAUCAAAUGACGAGUUUUGGUCAGAUGUUGAGUCUAAAGGACCAGGAGAUAGAGGAGCGCCACAAGAGGCAUAAAGAACGGAUGAAGCAGAUGGAAAAGCUGAGACCCAAGUCAGGAGACCCUAAACUCAAGGACAAAACCAAGUCCACGGAGGAAGUACGGAAAAACCGCAGUGAGCUGUCGAAGAAAUCCAACAGUCUGGAGUCUGGUCUUAAAGAGAAGAAACUGAAGGACGUGGGUCUCCCGGCCCAAAUGAUGUCCCCUGGCAGGAAGUUCCAGCCUACUGACAGUCAGAACUCCAAGGACUGGCUGGCUGGCCACCAAAUGAAGGAGAACCUCCCAGCGUCCCCCAGGCCAGAUCAGAACAGGCCAACUGGUGUCCCCACACCAACGUCUGUCAUCUCCUGCCCAAGCUUUGAGGAAGUAAUGCAGACUCCACGUACCCCAUCUUGUAGUGCAGAGGACUACCCUGACAUUAUGUUGGAUGGGCUGGACUGCCAAAACUCAUCAGCAAUGACUAUGUCAAUGAAUGCCUGCUCCCCAUCCUUCUUUGAAAGCAGGUACUCAAACUCCCAGAGUUUCCAGGAAGGCACCUGCCCGACCCCUGCGAAGAACCUCCAGCUGCCACUCAUCAGCCGUUCUGCAUCCUCUGAUGUCCGCAGGCCUCUGGAGGAGGAGUUCAAGGCUGAGGCUGACAAAUUCCUUCGACAGCAGAGUGACCCAGCUGUUGAAUUUGAUCCCUCACAUUCCUCCCAAACUCUUGAGGACAAAUCGGCAACUGUGGAUAGGCUGGAGUGUCUCUCAUCUCCUUAUUUUUCUCCAAUUAGAAUCUUGUCCCCUCGACGGGAGCCAGCUCAUCCCACGCCAGACGUGGCAGCACCAAUUCUUGCCAGCACCGAGGGUAAUGAGCACCUUCCUGAAAAUGUAUACAACAGUUUCUUGCCCAAACCCUCUACACCGGUUCACAGGCCAGACCCCCAGGAGCCCUGCUUCGACAUAGCAGCACCACCGACCCCGGCUCCUGCUGCGUUGCCGCCUCUGGAUAUCGAUGACAUCUCCGAGCCUCACCACAGUGAGCCUAACCUGGUCCUCUCAGAUCUUCCCUCUGUCACAGAAGAACAGGAGGAGGAGGAGGAGGAGGAGGAGGAGGGGGAGGGGGAGGAAGAAGAGGAGGAAGAUGAAGAGGAGGAGGAGGACGACGACGACGAAGGUGUCAUGGGUGACAUGGGUGACAUGCAUGAGAGAGCUGAAGGAGAACACUGUGCAGUGGAGGAGCCAGAGCAAACAAGGGAGCCAUGUUCCUUCUCACCUCAAGUUGAAGAUCCUCUGAGGAAGAGCUGGCCGGCUGAGUCUCCAGACCGGCAGGAUCCAGAAAUCCAACCCAUCUCCCCUGCAAACUCUGCACCAAACCAUGGAGAGAACUGUUUUGAUCACAACUUGGGGUGGAACCCUGAUAUGGACCUCAAAUCUCCCCACAGGACGUACGGGGAGAUCGAGGCUGCUGUCUCCAAAAUAACCAGCCCUUACUCCCAUUCAGACAAUGACAUGCAGCACUUGACUGGGCUCCCUUCUGUAACUCCACCUUAUGCCACCUGGAAUAGGUGGCACAAAGAGGACCCAGAGGACCAAGAGGACCCGGAGGACCAAGAGGACCAAGAGGACCAAGAGGACCCGGAGGAUCCAGAGGACUUUGAUGAGCAGAAGGAAGCUGUGGCUGACAUCCCCUCUCCAGAGAGACCUGAAACAGCUAUUGAUGGAGAACCCAACUAUCUGAACACCUCAUCAUCCUCCAAUAGGCUGGAGUCUUUCUUCCAGGAAUGUAACAAGCCUGGCACAGAGGGCAGUCACCAGAUGGACACUGACUCAACCUGUGAAGAGCCAGACAGCAGGCAGACCACACACAGCUUUAGUGCCACUGCUGAGGGCCACAUGGCUCCAGCUGUGGGCCCCGAGCCCGUGGUGCCCUGGGCGGACCCUUUCUCGGCUGAUGCGGAUGAACUGGAUGACCUGGGACCGUUCUCAUUGCCUGAGCUUCCUCUACCAGACAAGGCAGAAGAAGCAGAGUCUCGACACCCAGAACAAGCUGACCACAUCAAGGCUGUGCAGACCCAUAUAAGACACACAAUCACAGAGAGAGAUGAUCCAGAUAUAAUGGAGGUGGACUUACCAAGCCUGGCCAAGACUACCUGUCCUGCUGGAGACCUCGGUUUAGGAGAACCUACGGGACAAGACUUAGUUGUACCAUCACCACACGCCAGCUUCCAGCAAGAGUUGGACUCUGAGCCUCAGAGUGUGCCAGUUAACACCUCUCUGUCUCUUGCACAACAACAGGGCAGCAUGUUGGACAGAAAAGGACCUUAUGCAGGUUCUGAUGAGUCUGAUCCCAGCAUUUUGUAUUCAUCUGUGAAACCUGAUUCCAGUCAGCAACAUCACCACCACUCCCUCACUGAGUCAUUGCAGUUACCCAUGGAUUCAGUGUCUGUUGUCAAAGCAGAGGCGAGACAGGAGGAAAUGCCUGAGCCCGUAGCAGAACCUGUGUCAUGCAGUCCUCUUCCUCCACUCCCAGUGGCAGUCACCCUCUCCAGCACAGUGGAACUACCAGACACUCAGGAGACGACAUCCAAGCUAACGCCGGUAACCCUGAACACUGUGUCCACCACCCCUGUAGAUAUCCCCAAGAAGGUGGAUGAAAUCCCUCAAAGGGUGACCCGCAACCGCGCCAAGAACAAUCCCUCUAUUGUUGCUGCUGCUGCUGCUGCUGCUGCCGCUGCCGCCGCCGCUGCCACUGCUGUUGUCCCUCCAACCUCCAGCGUUUUAACCUCGUCUGCCACUGCCACCCCUGUAACCAUCAGUCCUGCAGUGAGCAUCAAUCCAGUUCCUACUAGAACCCCGACACCCACCGCCAUCUCCCCCCUCACAGCUCCAAAGAAAGAAAAGGAAACUGUCCUUAGUGUCUCCUCUUCUGCAUCUAAUUCAACUACAGCAGUCUCCGCACCUUCUUCUGUGACAACGUCUGCCUCGGUGGUUCUCAGUAAGACGACUAAAGGUCGCCCCCUCCCAAUGGACGAAGAGGAGUCUCAGACCCAACACCCGCGGAAGAGGAAGUUUCCACGUUCUGCUGGGCAGCAAGUCCAGGUCCAGCUGGUAAACACAGCCAUGCAGCAGACCAGAGAAAUGAUUCAGCAGACUCUGGCUGUAGUAGUCAAUGCCAUCAAGCUGGACGAUAUUGAACCUUACCACAGCGACCGUUCCAACCCUUACUUUGAAUACCUGCAGAUCAGGAAGAAGAUUGAGGAAAAGAGGAAGAUUCUUUGCUAUAUCACCCCACAGGCCCCACAGUGUUACGCUGAAUAUGUGACCUACACUGGCUCCUACCUGCUGGAUGGCAAGCCCCUCAGCAAGCUUCACAUACCUGUUAUUGCCCCACCUCCAUCGCUGUCAGAACCUCUGAAGGAGCUCUUCAGACAACAGGAGGCAGUGAGAGGGAAGCUCAGAUUGCAGCACAGCAUAGAGCGGGAGAAGCUCAUUGUUUCCUGUGAGCAGGAGGUUUUAAGGGUCCACUGCAGAGCAGCCAGGACAAUAGCCAAUCAGGCUGUGCCAUUCAGCGCCUGCACCAUGCUUUUGGACUCUGAAGUAUACAACAUGCCAUCAGAGAGUCAGGGUGAUGAGAACAAAUCUGUGAGAGAUCGCUUCAACGCUCGUCAGUUCAUUUCCUGGAUCCAGGAUGUGGAUGAUAAAUAUGAUCGCAUGAAGACAUGUUUGUUGAUGCGGCAACAGCAUGAGGCAGCAGCCCUGAACGCAGUGCAAAGGAUGGAGUGGCAGUUGAAGGUCCAGGAGCUGGACCCAGCAGUGCACAAGUCCCUCUGUGUCAACGAAGUGCCGUCCUUCUAUGUGCCAAUGGUCGAUGUCAACGAUGACUUUGUCCUGCUGCCUGCAUGACACACCUGUGCUCACAGAAUGGAGAGCAAACUUUGUCUGAAUCACUUCUUCUCAAAGAGACUUCGUUGAACAGAACGAAUGGAAAGGGCUAGCAAGUUUGAAAGAGAACUUUAGACAGGAAAACAUUCUUCUUUAGAAAAAGAGUAAAGAUAAAAAAAACUUGCUCUCGAUUCCCUUCCGUGAAGAAGGAAACAUGUUUUUACUGGGGAAAAAGAAAACACACAACUUGCACUUUCAUCCUCAAAGUUUUUACGCUUUUGUUUGAUCAGAGUGUAAGAAGCAGAAACAGUUUUUUUGCUUUGAGGCUCUGACAUCGGGACAAAACUCCUCAGUGCUCAGUUACGGUGAGACGGGGGAACAGAGAUAUAUUUUCUGAGUUCUUUUUGGUCCCUGCUUAAAUAGACCCACCACCACCACCACCACUGGGAGGAGGUAUCAGAGAAGAGCUCUCCCAACAGCGUGGUGCCUGUCCUGAGGGAGGACUGAGGAGAAGCCUCCCCUGUUGACCCAGGGUUCCUGGUGGGCCGGGAGAACUAGACCGAGUCCAGCGCUGACCCAGAGGAAGUCAAACGGAGCAGUGGUGCAUCAACUGUAUCUAAAGCAAGACAGCUGGGACGGACAGAGCAGGAGAACCCACCGCUGAUGGUUUUGGGGCUGUAAGACCGUAUACCCAGAGGGACGCCCUCUAUGUUCAGCUAAACAGCAGUGCAACAGAGCCUGCUGCAGGUUUGGAAUACAGCAGAGGGUUAGGGAUGUGUGUGCACGUCAGGGCCCAGCGUCUGAGAGGAAGAGACUGACCCCUGCGGCCUCUCAGCCUGGCUAAAAAGAAGAGGACAGGCGUGGAUCUCUGAGGACAGACCGGAGUGUUCCUCAGUCACCCUGCUUGUUCCAACACAAACACAUCAGACCGCCAUGGACUGCAAAAACACCACAGGACAACCAGAAGAAACAAACAUAACGAAUGUUGAUAUUCAAAGAGACUAUUGAGAGAUUUGUGGUUUGGCAGGAGGAGAGAAAUAUUGUUUUUGUCUAUUUCUUUACUUGGGCAUUUCAUUGUUUCUGAGGAAGUGACUUGAAACACUACAGAGCCAAUAUUAGUUUAAUGGAAAAAAAACAAAAAGAAAAAUGAAAAAAAGUUGUAUUCCGUAAAUUAUGUACAGUUUUUAUAUUCGUUAACCAAUGUAUUCUUGCUGCCUUCUAGAUAAUUUAUUUUGCCACACAUUACUGCACAGUUGUAAAUAACCUAUGUACUGUAAUAUCACUCAGUUAAGUGUAAAGAAAAAACAUAAAAGAAAUAAAAAGUAUCUUUUUAUGUACAGUUCACUUUUGGGCAGCACUUUCCCCCCCUCAUAUCCAUGGGCCAAAAUGUGUACACGAUUCUGUCAGUAUUUGAAUGACUCCAGUGCACAGUUGUAUGAUCCCAUCUUCUAGAUUCAGUUCAGGAUUCAAAGUAAGGCAACUCCGCUGGACGUGGAUCACCACUACUCACAAAUAGCUGACAGAGAAACACUUCUGGAUUAACCACCGUAUAGUCCCUCAGAUGUAGCAAAAUAGUUGUUGAGGAUUUAUUUAAAGAAUAGACAGAGGAUUAUUAUUCAUUGCUUUACAAUUAUAUCUGAAAAAAUUCGAACCAAGAAAAUGCCUUUUUCAGUGAAAAAAAAAAUGUACUCAUUGUUGGGCAAAGUCACAUAGAUAUAUAUGGGUGGGAUGAAAGUCUAGAGAGAUGUCAUUCACGAGCAAAACCAUCUUGUUACUGUAGAUUUGGUGUUUUUAAUUUACCAAAAUUGGACUGAAAUCAUUUCUAAUCAUCACAAAGCAUCAUUGUCCGACACCAACAGGACACGGGUCUUUCAGCACAUGCUCCAUUCUCCCCGCUCUUUAUGGUAAACGGACCGAAGAGGUCAAACAGCCACUGAAGGCUUCACUCCACGCUUACUUUUAAUUUUUUGUAGAUCAGUCUGCCCCUUGUCUAAUGUUGAAGAGCAGCUUAUUUUCUAGGUGCUGUUCCAACUUUCACCCACUGGAUGGUGCCAGUGUGUGUCACAAAACACAAACUAUAUUUGGCUUUGCAUGAGACCUGUGGCCUUUCACUUAAAGUGGGUGUUUUUAAAUAUAUUCAGAUUUUAUUACAACCUAAACGGAGUUGGAAGUUUGGAAGUAGUCACAUCAGCCUUUUUAUCUGAUCUACAAGGGGUAUGGCUAGUGUUGUCAGGGAUUUUAAAUUUUAGGUUACUGCGUCAUAUUAUUCUGUCGUUUGGUGGCUUUUGUCAUAGUCAUGUUCUUGAGUCAGGCCCAAGCGAGACCGUUAAUGAGACUUAAACCUUCUCGGAAUGAACCAAAAAGUGGACAGACAUGAACACAAACAGUGAAGGGGAAAGAAAUGGCUGAAUGCUGAAUAGAUUUUUAUUUUUUUUUUAAUUGUCCUCAUUUAAAAAAAAAAUCCCAUUUAAAAUGUUGAUUUGUGAUGACUUGUAUUGAUUCUCUAUUUUUACUGGGUUUUUGAAGAGCUUUUCCCGACCUACCACACAGACUGCCUGUCUGCGUGUGAGAGCUGCUCAUGUAUCCUGAUGGCAAUAUUCUCUGAAACAUUUUAAGUUAUUUACACACUGUCAGUCAGCAUAGCUGCGUAUGGUAUGUCUAGUCAAGUGCAAUGGUUGUUGCUAUUACACUGUGCAGACAAGGUGGCUAGAUGUAUAGUCCUGGAUAUUUUUGCGAGAUACACACACAUCCUGGUUGGUAUACUUACAUAUUUGGAUACAAAACGCCAGAAUUUUGGUUUUUAAACCCCUGUUUGUCACGUUUUUUUUUUUUUUACUUUGUUGUUGGUUUCUCACACCGUUUUGGGGAAGAGGGUUGAGGGUGUCUUUUGUUCACUGAAUCCUUGUGUGUUUUUUAGCUCAGUGUAUGUAGUUUUUGAAUGUUGUUGUGUUUAUCUUUAGGGGUUUUUUGUUCCUGUAUAAAAAGCAUAAACACCAGUGGCAUGUCAAUCACAUUGCUUAUCGAGAAGAAUGUAUACCGUUACUAUGCCCUGACGACCACGCCCUCUCACUAUUGUUUACAAGACAUCAAGUGUGUUUCCGUUUCAUGUGUCACCUUUUUUUAACGGUUUAAGCCCUUGCCUUUGUUUUUACUUCUGAAAUCAGUUGUUAAUUUGAACCACAAAGGCUUGAAAUGGUGAUGGUCAUCACAACUGACAGGCGACCCCCCUCACACCCCACCCGGAAGUCUGCGGUACACCGCUGCACAGAGCAAUAGACUAAACACAUCCAUCCAUGUUGACUGUCCAGUGUGAAUAUUCAACUAACAAAAACAGUGAUUUUUUUUUUUUUUCAGAUUGAUUGAACACGCGCACACACACACACACACACACACACACACAUACACUCACACACGCAUACACACACACCAGUCCUCGGUUGCACAGUAGAGCACUUGGCCGUGGUGAUACAGAUGCUAGCCUGGCACCACCUCAGUCAGCAACAUAUUACCUCUACUCUCCUCACAUUCGCUCAUAAUGUUUAUUUUAGAUUUGAUAUUUGUUGUUUUUUUCUUACUGGACAUAAAUAUACAUAUUUGCUAUUUUUUCAUUCUAUAGAAUCACGAUUUCAAGCCUUUUUUUUUUCUAGUUUUGUUUUGUUUAUUUUUUAAUUAAAACCCAGACUGUAGCUAUUUCUUUGUUCCUUUUUUUAGAGUGGAAAAUGACUAAUAAAAAAGCAUGGAGAACUACUCUUUAAAUGGUGAGAAAUAACCUAUUUAUUAUCUUUUUGUUUUUUUGUUUUUUUUCUGACACCUGUGGUAAUGUUUUUGAGUUGAAGUUGGUCUCCGCUGUGUAAAUUUUCCUCCUGGUAAUGCGUGAAAGAGACAUACUGUACAUAGCUCUGUAAAUAAAACCUCCCAGGACGUUUUGCACCCUCCUCUUUGUACUAGUCUGAAAAAUUGCGUAGAAUGUGGGGUUCUAACAGCAACGAGCUGCGUGCGCUUGCUGCAGGUGAUUAUGAUGUAACAAUGUAACAUUUUUUUAUUUGUACAAUGUAGUUUAUUUGUGUACAUAUUGUUGGAGCAGCUAAGAGGGGGGGAGGGGUAUUUGAGGGGGUUGUUGAUGCUAUUGUCAGUGCUGUAACAGAAAUCCAGUACUUUCACCUCUAGCUGUUGUUGAUUUCCUGCAAAAAAAAUAAAGACAAAAAAAGACAAUAAAAAAGAUAAAAAUGCGAGAAACUGAAAAUGAGGAUGGAUGGGAAAAAAAGACUAAAACUGAAAAGUAAAAAUUCUAAAUUGUUAUUUUCUACAGUUGCAUGUACAGAGAGCGCGAGAACUGCUGUUGUUCCUCAGAGAUUAUGUUCGUUAAUAAAAUUUUGAAAUAUUA
This is a messenger RNA of Acanthopagrus latus (yellowfin seabream), 13674 nucleotides long. RefSeq names its product ankyrin repeat domain 11 (gene ankrd11). The record is from RefSeq and is a predicted model, not a curated record. Gene Ontology annotation, biological process: anatomical structure morphogenesis. Bases 588 to 9311 code for a protein of 2907 amino acids. The transcript is spliced from 14 exons. Gene Ontology annotation, molecular function: protein binding. Gene Ontology annotation, cellular component: nucleus. Lineage: Eukaryota; Metazoa; Chordata; Actinopteri; Spariformes; Sparidae.